AUGAGAUCAUUUGUCUUCUUUCUAUUCAUCGUUUUGAAAUUCUUGUCCACAAUUAUAUGCCCAUUGUUACUGCGAUACUCAUUGGACUCAAUACCAAGAAGAUGUCCAGGGGAAAUUGAAGUUCAACUUUAUCAACCAUUUAAUCUUAAACCUGAUGCAACUGUGUCAUCAAGUUUAGAAUCUAUCAGUUUGAUAUCAACUGAACAAGCUCCUCCAAUUCCUGAUAUCAAUAACUUUAAGAGGCUUAUCCGUGUGAAUAAGCAGAUCCCAACAUGGUGGUUUCUAAGCAUGGGCUUGAAUGAAUUGGCAUCAAACUUGAGAAUCUCAUUCCCAUCUCUUCAAGAAAAACUUAGCUCUAAUGCAUUCAUGAAAGGUACUCAGGUUGAAAGCACAAUCAACAUUGCAGUUUAUACACUUGAGAAUUACCACUUGAAAUCAAAAGAAAGGAUAUGGGUACUUGCUGUGUUGACACAUCUUCAAGAGUAUCUACCUAAGGGUGAUUUGAAGCCAAUAGAAACAGAUAUGCACCAGGGACCCAUAAGGAAUGCUGCACUCCAGCUUCAUCUGACAAAGGGAUUAAAUCUUAUAGGAGCUAGUCAGCAAUUAUGGAAAUUAGAAAAAGGCCCCAAAAUUUGGGAGAUUGAUUUGUCCCUGUCAGAGGCACUCUCAAAGUUCAAAAUCAUAAAAUGGAUCACAUACCAAUUCAAGGCAGAUGAAACCUCAAAAUCAUCCAAAUUCAUGGUUGAAACUCAUGAUCUUCUACUUCAGGAAAGCUGUCCAUUGCAGGAAGGAACAUUGAGAAAUCUUUUGUCAAUGUGUUCACAACAUUUAGAAGAACAAGAUACAAGCCCAUGGAACAAAGAACUUGCUUACAUGAUACUUAAUAAAUAUGGAAAAAUCUAUCCAACAGUCAGAGAUUUUGUAAGAUUUAAGAAAUCACAAAAUGAUUGCUUCAAGAAGGCAUAUGAAUCCAAAGAACUCCCAAAUAUCAUACAUUGCUUCCUGAAAAGGACAGAUCUUGGGCCUUUCAAGAACCCGCUGGAAGUUUUCCUCAUGGAAAAGAGCAUGAACAUGGAUAGUAUCAAACAUUUAAUUGAGUCUAUAUUCAGGACCAAACACCAGUAUCAAAGAUGGGAAACUAAAGAAUCUGAACAACUGGCUAAUCAGGAAGAUUCAGUGAUCGGCCUACUACAACACAUUUCCACCCUCAUUGAUGGUGCCAAGUCAUACCUUGAAGGUCUAGUGGAUUAUAGAAGUGACUCUCACAUCUAUACAUUCAAGAUGCCUGAACUUAUCCCAAUUGGCCAACCAUGUGUCAUCUGUCAGCAAGACAUGCACAAAGAGGAUGAUCUUGUCAAGCUUCAUUCUGAAGUUGAUCAUAAAGUUCACACAGAUUGUUGGCAUGUGAGUUAA
Messenger RNA from Melampsora larici-populina 98AG31, 1413 nucleotides. RefSeq lists its product as uncharacterized. The record is from RefSeq and is a predicted model, not a curated record. Lineage: Eukaryota; Fungi; Basidiomycota; Pucciniomycetes; Pucciniales; Melampsoraceae. Bases 1 to 1413 code for a protein of 470 amino acids. The transcript has 4 exons.